Gadus macrocephalus (Pacific cod) is the source of this 3468-nucleotide messenger RNA. RefSeq lists its product as uncharacterized. Lineage: Eukaryota; Metazoa; Chordata; Actinopteri; Gadiformes; Gadidae. The record is from RefSeq and is a predicted model, not a curated record. The transcript has 6 exons. Bases 740 to 2938 code for a protein of 732 amino acids.
UCCAGGCUGUAUGAACUGCACUCGGGAAGGUAGGAGAUUUGGUCAAUUUAAGGUACUUGCCGGGCUGUCAAGUUCAGGUUGAGGUACGGUUGGAAUACGUGCGACACCUGGUGCUUUGUUACGACGGAGCUGUGUGGACCAAGAACAUGUCGGUGAAUACUCGUCAAACCCUCUGGUCCUUCCAAAGGUUCUGCAGACCUCAUUAGACUCUGAGGCUUUAACCGGGAGUUCGAUGAAACCAAAGCAACCGAACGCAGAUAAGUUCUGCAUCCCCUGUUUCUAUUGGAGGGAUUUCACGGAUUGUUGACGGUUAUCGGUUAGACGUUUAUUUGCAUUCCUUCAAAAAAGGCGCUAUCUUGAUCAAUCUUGAUCAUUUUGUCAGUAUAAGAUCUGAUCUAUUCAUUCUAUCUCCAUUAUCUAAUUCUACCUGAUAGUGUACAGCUGUUCUACCUCAGAAACGACAGGGUGUUUUUGACUUCUCUAUCACUGUGGACGGGUCUGUUCGACGGUAAAGGAUGAUGUGGAGUCUCCGGUUCGUACUUGUAGUUGUGAACAGGGCUGGUGUGUGUGUGUGUGUGUGUGUGUGUGUGUGUGUGUGUGUGUGUGUGUGUGUGUGUGUGUGUGUGUGUGUGUGUGUGUGUGUGUGUGUGUGUGUGUGUGUGUGUGUGUGUGUGUGUGUGUGUGUGUGUGUGUGUGUGUGUGUGUGUGUGUUCCUGCAGGAGAAGGAGGAGGUGAAGCCAUGACUGGAAGCAGGAGAAUGUCUGCCUCCUGCAUGUUCCUCACAGGGCUAGUCGCAGUGCUGCUGAUGCCUGAUUUAUCGUCCGCAGGGCCUAUUGGAACCAAGACCAAGAGAGAAGCGGGAGCUAGUGUCCAGGAGAGGGCCGCAGAGCUGGCCUCCAGCAGACAGCUGGUGAGGAACAGGAGGAACAUCAGCUGGUACAAGCAGCACGCCGACUUCUGGAGCUGGUACAAGUACUUCACCGACAACGGGAACCAAGAGGCGGUGCAAGAGCUGGACCGGAUCUACCUGGCCUACCUGCAGAACAAGAACCGCGCCGAGGGCCGGCGGUCCUACAAGGCCUACCUCAGCCACCUGGGGGACAUCUACAAGUCCUGCGCCGACUCCGAGGACCCCAAGUGCGUGGCGACCCACACCACGCGGCCCGCCCCCGAGCCCCCCAAGCCGGCCCCCGUCAAGACCUGCGACCCCACCAAGGACGCCCACUGCCUGUACGCCGCGCUGAUGCAGGGCAAGAGCCCCUACCUGCCCCUGGUGCUGCCCGCCGCCAAGGCCGCCGCCGCCGCCCCCGCCGCCCCCGCCCCGGUCUACGCCCGCGGCCCCGCCCCCGCCAAGAACCCCCGGUCCGGGUACUACUACUACUCCCCGUCCGUGCAGCCCUUCCUGACUAAGGAGCAGAAGGCGGAGCUUCUGCGCAUCUGCUCCCCGGAGGACGUGGAGUGCCUGCAGUACCACCUGAAGGCCGCCUUCGGGUACAAGCCCGCCGCCGGGCCCCUGCCCUCCUACGCCCACCUGGGCUGCGACCCCAAGAAAGACCCCGGCUGCCAGCCCCAGCUGGUGCAGAAGGCGCCCUCUGGGGUCUACCUGAAGUACCCCAACUGUGACCCCCUCCGGGACCCCCGAUGUGCCUACGAAGCCGCCCUCUCGGCGCCCCGUGCCCCCAACCCCCCCGCCCGCGCCGGCCCUGGGUCCUGCAACCCCCUGACGGAGGAGGGCUGCAACCCCCUCACCGCCACCAAGUUCGCCAGCCCGCCGGAGAAGUACGGGGGUGAGCAGCAGGAGGACGCCGCCGCCGCCGCCGCCAUCCGCGCCGCCCCGGCGGAGCAGCGCAGCGACCCCUACGCCGUGUUCAGGGACGCCUUCGCCCACGCGCACGCCAACAGAGCCCCCGACCCGUACGCCGCGUACCGUCAGGCUAGCGGCCAGGCCGCCGCGGCGCAGGCUAACGACCCCUACGCCAUGUACCGCCGGGCGCCCCCUCAGGCUAACGACCCUUAUGCUAUGUACCGUCAGGCUAGCGCCCAAGAUAACGACCCGUACGCCAUGUACCGCGGCCAAGCCCCGACCCAGGCUCCGGCUAACGACCCCUACGCCAUGUACCGCCAAGCUAGCGCUGCCUCACAGGAGAACGACCCCUACGCCAUGUACCGCCAGGCUUCCGCGCAAGACAACGACCCGUACGCGAUGUACCGCGGCCAGGCCCCCACCGAGCCCCCGGCUAACGACCCCUACGCCAUGCUGCGCAAGCUCAUGUCUCGAGCCCAGUCCAACGACCCCCACGCCCCGCGCACCGGCGCCGCCGCCGCCCCGGAGGCCGACGCUAACGACCCCUUUGCCGCUCUCCGCGAGGCGUCUCGCCGCGCCCAGGGCCCGUACGGCGCCCGGCAGAGCGCCCCCGCCCAGCCGGAGCAGCAGCAGCACCCCCUGGGGCCCCCCGGGAAGACCAGGGAGGGCUACGACUGCUACAUCGGCUACGAUCGCGAGUGCUACGCGGUGAAGGCCGCCGAGCCGCGCGCCGGCCCCGGGCCCCGCCCCCACCCGGCCGAGCCCUACGAGCCCCACCUCAACGCCGACGGCUCCCGCAACGGCGUCAUGGAGCCCAGCAACCCCGACUGCGACCCGGAGUACGACCGGGACUGCCGACUGCGCCGCUACGAGCCGCGGCCGGAGGCGGAGCCUGAGGCCCAGCCGGAGGCGACGCAGCACGCGGAGGAGGAGGAGGAGAGCUACCGCCAGGGGGCGACAGAGAGCGAGCUGGAGCCCUACCAGAGCGGGCAGGAGGAGCCCUACAUGCCCUACCCCCAGCAGCAGGCCCCCCAGGGCAUGCCCAACUUCCAGGACAUGUUGAGGGGCUACGGCGACCAGUUUGCCGAGCGCGGAGACCACCGGGCAUACGCAGACGACUACCGCCAGAAAUAAACACACACGAUAGUUUUAAAGGAUUGGACACAAAAGCACAUGCAGUCCCGUUCAUAGAAUGCCGUGACGUGGGUGCGUCUAUCGCCGUCCAGUCUGACCGGAUUUGGGACACAGCGGAAGAGUGGGUAGACUAGGGAGUCUGAGCGAAACACACACCGCUACGUCGUACUCGAUACAUCGUAUGCAACAAGCAAACGUGUACAGAUGCAAGCAUUCGGCGCAAAACCGAAAUGAACACUCAAGAACAUACAAACAUGAAUGUGUACACAUCACUCAACGCAACUCACUCAAAUGCACCUGACAGGCCUGCAUACAUGUACAUACGCCUGUCGUCUGAAGACUCUUCAAACUCAUUCUUCUUCCUCCGCUGGAAUAUAUAGUAAGCCCGCAAUCACCCUCAGCUUCACUUUUCCACUUUUCAGUAAAAAAAAGUGUUUGUAGUUAUAGAUCGAUGAUGGAAUUACUUAAAGAUGUUUUGUUUGUAUUGUUUUUUUCCACUUUGAAUGUUUUAAUAAAAGCUUUAGACAAUG